AGGCGAGAGCAGCUGGAUCGUCCGCUGCUGUUGACCGGACUGGUUUGGCUUGUCACACGCCCUCUGGGGCAGAGCAUGUACCUCACUCAGGGACGACAUCACGGGGUUUUUUAAUUUAUUUUUUUUAAAAAGGAGUGAAAGGACAGCCGUGAAACUGUGAAAAACAGACAACACGACUCAAGGAUGGGCGAGCGGGAAGACGCGAUGUUUAAAACCACGGGGUCCAAGUGGCUGCAGCCUGUCGGCGGAUACCUGGGCUUAACCCUGGAACAGGUGAAUUUCCUAGCCUGCCAGCUGUUCGCCCUGGUGGCUGCCUUCUGGUUUCGUCUCUACCUCAGUCCCAAACACGCCAACCCCAUGGUCCGGCAUGCUGUCGCCGCGCUCCUUGGGAUCGCCUUUCUCCUCUUCUGCUUUGGAUGGUACUCUGCUCAUAUCCUGGCUGUUGUGGCUGUAAACUAUUUGCUCAUCAUUAAAGCAGACAUCAACAAUGUACACAGGUACUCCAUGGUGACAGCUAUGGGCUAUCUGACAGCGUGCCACGUGACCCGAGUCUUCAUCUACAACUACGGCAUACUUUCCACGGACUUCUCCGGACCUUUGAUGAUUGUAACCCAGAAGAUAACCACGCUGGCUUUCCAGCUCCAUGACGGCAUGUGUAAGAAAGGUGAAGGGCUGACGUCGGAGCAGAAGCGCCUGGCCAUACACGUGAGGCCGUCUCUCAUUGAGUAUCUGAGUUAUAAUCUGAACUUCUUGAGCGUCUUGGUGGGGCCUUGCAGCAGCUAUAAGGACUACGUCGACUUCAUAGAGGGCAAACACAUCAGCUGGAGGCUGAAGCAGCACCCUGCAGCGUGCAACGGGCAGAACGGCUACGACAAGACACCCGAACCGUCCCCUCGCGACGCAGUGUGUCGGAAGCUGCUGGUCUGCUGCGGCUGCAUAACGUUCUUCCUCGUUAUCACGCGCCGUCUGCCCAUUACCUAUAACGCAGAUGACCACUUUGUCAGCCACGCCUCCUUCCUCACCAGGCUAACCUAUGCUUUCAUCUCCAUACAAGCAGCAAGACCCAAGUUCUACUUUGCCUGGACGCUUGCUGACGCGGUAAACAACGCAGCAGGUUAUGGCUUUAUGGGGAUGGAUGAAAGUGGAAAACCCUCCUGGGACCUCGUUUCCAAUCUCAACAUCAUCGGGAUUGAGACAGCAACCAGCUUUAAGACCUUCAUUGACAACUGGAACAUUCAAACAGGAAUCUGGCUCAAGACGGUGUGCUAUGACCGAGCUCCGAAGCACCGCUUGGCGUUGACCUUCAUCCUGUCGGCCCUGUGGCACGGUGUUUAUCCAGGCUACUACUUCACCUUCCUCACUGCUAUCCCCAUUACCAUAGCAGCAAGAGCUAUCCGGAGGUCUGUUCGCCACUACUUCCUCGGCUCCAGGGCCGUGAAGCUUGGUUACGAUGUUGUAACUUGGGCAGCGACCCAGCUAGCCAUCUGCUACACUGUCAUGCCCUUCCUUCUUCUCUCAGUAGACCACACCGUGGUCUACUACAGGUCUAUGUACUUCCAUGUCCACAUCAUCAGUAUUCUGGCUGCCGUUGCUCUGCAUCAGAAACACAAACCCAGAGAACCCUCUGCCACCAACAAGUCGCCUCCCCCCGUCUCCUCCUCAUCCUCCUCCUCCUCCUCCUCCUCCUCCUCGGCUGCUUGCUCAGCUCAGUGCCAGGCUGUUCACUCCAACAAUAACGGCAAAGUAAACUGAGACUCUUGUCUUCACUUUUUUUUUUUUUUUCUUUUUGUUUUUUAGCCCAGCUUGGGAGUUUUCUAGAAGUGUGUGAAAAAGUUAUGCUAUUUAUUUCUCCGCUACAAUACAAAAGACUCAGGCCGUAUUCCUGAUGCGCUGGAUGUACACAAUAGGAGCCUUCAGCCAUGUUGGAGGAUUAGCAGCCUGCACAGAACAGAACAGCACACAGACUGCAAGGAGAAGCAGAAACCGAGGGAAUAUCUGUGAUGCCCCCCCCCCCCCCCCCCAUGCAACCUCUCCACCCACCAGACACCAGCUUCAACCUCAAUGCCCGAAUGUGAAAAGAGAAACGAAGCUCUCUCUCUCUCUCUCUCUCUUCUGCCCCCUCCUCCUCAGCUGGUGGGAUGGGAGCCAGCAGCACAGUGGCAAAUACCAGGCGCCGCACACACACACACACACACACACACUCAUCUAUAAACAGACACGAGGAAGCUAAUAUGCACAUGCUCCUCCGACAUGCUUGCACUCGGUCACACCGGCGGCGCACAAAGGCCGCCCUUGUGAGUCCACAGAAGAGCGCGCAGAGAGGGCGCUGGGCUGCAGCCGCCGCCGCACCUACAUCACCCAGAGGAUGCGGUAGAUUCGUCUGGAUAAUGAUCUGACCCAAGCUACAUGCCAAACACCCUCAAUCGGCAACGACGUGUCAGUAUUACUCUCGCCACAGAUGGACUGGGAUGAAGACCACAGGAGCUGCUCAGUGGAGCACAUUCUCUGGAAAAGAGGAAGAUUCCCAUUUAUGAUUCCACUGAUAACCCGACUGAUGAUUAGAAACGUCGAUGCAUAGCCGCAAUAAGAGAUUUAAGGAUGAAACACUCUGUUUUUAUAGGCUGGUGAAUGUAACUUCUCCUUUUCUUGUGUCUGUGUUCCUGCUAUAGAAGCACAAAUUUAAUAUCGCCGUGCCUAUCAUGUGUUCAGGGCUGGAUACCUGUUACUAUGGUAGAAAGGAGCUGGGUUAAAACUGGAAGAAACGUGCUCAGACUUUCCAUGGCCGGGCAGGAAACACUGGAGACGCUCCAAGAAAUGGACAAUGCGGAAAGAGAGGAGUUUGUUUUUAAACUUGAUUUUCCCCUAUAGGACCCCCCGAUUGAACAGAGACAUCUGCUGAUUGGUUGGUUGUGUCGUCUAAUCCGAGCUUCAUGAAACUAAAAGGAAUUUAGCUGAAACGGAUUAAAGUUUAGCUUCUUCGAACACAGUUUACCUGCUAGAAUCCUAAAAUCUCCAUCAUAGAGGUUUUUUUUUUGUUUUUGUUUUUUAACACUCUCUUCCACUUUUGCACAUUUGAAACCGAUGUUCGUGUUUUGAUCACAGAUGAGUCGUGACUUUGGUCCCAGUGAUGUGUUUGGCCAUUUUCAAAUGGGUGUGGUCGUUAACGGUGCUACCUGUAGGCUUAUUGAAAUUCCACUUAUACAAGUGCCAUUUUUUUAUAUAUAUAUAAAUAAUGACCCGAUGCCCAGCGAUGACUUAGGACUGUUUAAUCCUGUCAUACAGGAGCUUUUUACCCUUUGGGCAGAUGUGCGUUGUGGUUGUCCUUGUUUCCUGCUUAUUUCAAAGAUAGAUUUUUCUCCUACUGUCUUUUAAUAUAGAAAUCUUUGGAGCUGAGGUCUAAAUAUCGAUGUAUGUUGUAAGCAUACAGUUAGCGGGUGAAUUGGGACAGUAGCUAUCCUGUUUGAAUGAUCGCCGCGUUCGAUCCCUCCUUAUGCCGUCCAGCAGCAAGCAGUCGGUGCAAAUUCCCCACUUCCUGCACAUGCAUGAAAGCAAUAGAAAAACUCGUUUAAGGGGCGAUUGAAAGGUUAGAUUCGUUUUUAAGUUAUUUUUCUUUUACCUGGUGCCCUCCGCCACCCCUCUAAUAUCACCCUGGGCAAGAGCCCACAUGACACCAAUCAAAAACGGUCAUCGAGUGGUGGCCUAAAGCACGGAGGCGCAGAGAAAUGAGCAUUAAUGGCAUGUACCCUGCAGGGAAAGUAUUUUAACUCGGUUGACAUCUGUGCAAUGCUAACGAUAAAAAUAUCAAUUCAGUUUCUAAACACUAAAUAUUUUCAGCUAAAACCCGGCAUUAUAGUGACGCUGUUGAUCGUGUUAACCUUUGAAUGCACGCCGGCACCGCUCACAGUUUACGAAGUCACAACGAUUGGCAGCUUUCUGUGCCUGUUUUUUAUAGAUUUAGACGCCAUUCUGGUGAUGCAGUGUUUGAGUCCGAUUGCAUGCAGGCUCCCCAAGAAAGGCCGGGUGUGUAAAAUGAAGCGUUCCCCCCACCCACCCAAGCACAGGAACCUUUUACAUUUAUUGUUUGUAAAAUAGCACAGUUUGUCUACAUGUGGGUGAAGUGUCAUUGGUAAGGUGUGGCACGGGUGCGUUACAAAUGUGUGUUUGAAUGAAUGAGCAGCUAUUUGAGUGAUUUAACACUGUUAAUGAAGACUUGUUAUCUACACGCACUGACUGGGAGAGCGUCUGUCGCACUGUUUUUUUUUUUUUUUUUAAUCUCAUGACACCGCUGCUCUAUUUUAGUAUUGUUUGUUUAGAGGAAAGAGCAAGUGGUUAAAGAUUAACCUCAAAGUGAAAUAAAGUUUCAUGGAACAAUAAA
Messenger RNA from Fundulus heteroclitus (mummichog), 4375 nucleotides. RefSeq names its product membrane bound O-acyltransferase domain containing 1 (gene mboat1). The transcript is spliced from 13 exons. The coding region runs from base 184 to 1752 and encodes 522 amino acids. The record is from RefSeq and is a predicted model, not a curated record. Lineage: Eukaryota; Metazoa; Chordata; Actinopteri; Cyprinodontiformes; Fundulidae. Gene Ontology annotation, molecular function: acyltransferase activity. Gene Ontology annotation, cellular component: membrane. Gene Ontology annotation, biological process: lipid modification.